Molecule: messenger RNA, 669 nt
Organism: Magnolia sinica
Lineage: Eukaryota; Viridiplantae; Streptophyta; Magnoliopsida; Magnoliales; Magnoliaceae
Exons: 1
Coding region: 73-624 (183 amino acids)
Molecular function (GO): acyltransferase activity, transferring groups other than amino-acyl groups
Source: RefSeq, a predicted model, not a curated record
UGUCUAUAUAAAUCAAGAACACAUGGGGACCGUCCAUUCAUUCAUUUCAUUGCACUGGAUUGAAGGAGUGAGAUGGAUCCAUCACUAGCCAAACAAGAGAAAACGGAGGACAUGGAGAUCUCUCUCCGACCGUUCGAUCUCUCCGACAUCGACGAUUUCAUGGUGUGGACCACGGACGCACGUGUGGCUCGUUUCUGCCGUUGGGACGCCUACACAUCCAAAGAAGCGGUUCUGGAACGCUUGAAGGAAAGGAUCAUCCCCCAUCCAUGGUACCGGGCCAUAUGCCUCGACAACCGUCCGAUCGGCGCCAUCUCGAUCACACCCGGAUCCGACAACGAUAGAUGUCGGGCUGCACUCGGGUACGUUAUCGGGUUCCAGCACUGGGGUAAAGGGAUAGCCACACGAGCGGUGAAGAUGGCCGUCGGGUCCAUAUUCCGGGAGUGGCCACAUCUCGAACGGCUGGAAGCGGUUGUGGACGUUGAGAACCCGGGAUCCGAACGGGUCCUUGAGAAGGCCGGGUUCGUUAGAGAGGGUCUGCUGAGAAAGUACUUCAUUUUGAAAGGGAAGGCAAGGGAUGUUGUGAUGUAUAGCUUCCUUUCUACGGAUCCCAUGCCCUCCGAGUAAUAGAUAUGGGUGUGGGGCCCACAUGAUGUAUGUACGGCAUCCAAC